AUGUCUGACGAUGAGCAUCACAACCAAACCUUCGAGCAGGCCAGCGCCGGUGCGUCCUUGACGUAUCCCAUGCAAUGCUCCGCCCUCCGCAAAAAUGGAUUUGUCGUCAUCAAAAACCGCCCUUGCAAGAUCGUCGAAAUGUCCACCUCCAAGACUGGCAAGCACGGACACGCCAAGGUUCAUCUUGUCGCCAUCGAUAUCUUCACCAACAAAAAGUUGGAAGAUAUCUGUCCCUCCACCCAUAACAUGGAUGUCCCUAAUGUCCAGCGUAACGAGUACCAGCUCGUCAACAUUGACGAGGGUUUCCUCAACCUCAUGACUCAGGACGGUACCCCCAAGGACGAUGUCAAAGUCCCUGAAGGUGACCUCGGUGGCCAGAUCAGCAAAGACUUUGACGAUGGCAAGGACUUGCUCGUCACCAUCAUCUCUGCCAUGGGUGAGGAGCAGGCUAUUUCCUACAAGGAGGCCCCCAAGGGCUUGUAG
Messenger RNA from Guyanagaster necrorhizus, 483 nucleotides. Its product is annotated as eukaryotic translation initiation factor 5A-2. The record is from RefSeq and is a predicted model, not a curated record. Gene Ontology annotation, biological process: positive regulation of translational elongation; positive regulation of translational termination. Gene Ontology annotation, molecular function: ribosome binding; translation elongation factor activity; RNA binding. Lineage: Eukaryota; Fungi; Basidiomycota; Agaricomycetes; Agaricales; Physalacriaceae. The transcript has 5 exons. The coding region runs from base 1 to 483 and encodes 160 amino acids.